Molecule: messenger RNA, 9473 nt
Organism: Podarcis lilfordi (Lilford's wall lizard)
Lineage: Eukaryota; Metazoa; Chordata; Lepidosauria; Squamata; Lacertidae
Source: the annotation of a GenBank genome assembly
AUGGAGUUUGAGCUCAUGGAGAAUGACAUCCUAGAGUCGCUGGAAGACCUCGGGUAUGUAUGAGAGCAAAUAUGUCUAAAUAACUUGUACUUUGGAUUUUUUUAAAAAAAGCUUUUUUUUUGUUAUGUGUCCUCACCCCCGUGCUCUGUGUUUUGUGGGGCAGUUAUUUACAGUACUAAUCAUCACUAAAUUCUUGAAGUGUUUUUGGAGGGGGGGGGAGUUGCGUUGGAGGUGGGGAGGGGAGGUUAGUGCUCAGUGUUAGAAAAAGGCAGUAUCUAUAGUGGUUUCUUAACAAGAUAACAUUCUGCACAUUGAAAGAUCCAUUCUCUUUGGCCUAGUAAACAGUCUCGAACCAUAUGAUUUAUUUCUGAAAUAGAGCAGCUGUGGAGAUGAACUGGAUUGGAAACCACUAUGAGCUUUAUUUUGGAGGAGGGUUUUGAUUUGGACCAAUUAGCAGAAUAACCUGAUAUUUUACCAAAAGCGUCUUAUCAUUUGCAUCAAGAUGGGUAUACUGGUCUGAGGUUCUGAAAUGAACAAAAGUAUAUCAUCUGCAAAUGAAACUAACUUACAUUCAACUGAAUUAUGAACUGCUUUGUGAAUCUCACAGCGUUGUCUAAUAGCACUAAAAAUGCUUGAAAAUGCAAGUCAACCGUCUGCCUCCACCACCUUUCAAGGCAUCCCAAGAUCACAGAGUAUUUGGUGUUACUGCCGUGUGCUGUGCAUGAAGGCACAUUCAUUCAGCAGACAUAAAAAAAAUCUAUCUGGCAGUCCAGCAUCAUUUAAAAAACCUCCACAAAGAAAUUUCUACAAUGCUGACUCCCCACCACCACCUCAGUGCUCCUUCUCCAUAAUAUUUACUGUUAUUCCCUAUAAAUAUAUUCUACAAUAUGAAUCAGUUGUCAUUCAUCCUUCCCUUUUAGCACAAAGUAUUUCUCAUGCUGCAGCCCUACACAUAUGUAAAAGUAAGCCUAAAUGAACACAGUGAGACAUAGUACCAAGGAAACCUGCCUAGACUAAUGUUAAUCAUGCUUUAGCCUUUUCUAUGAGGCAAGUGUGAUGCUCCGUUUAUGUGGUGUGGGGACUAGUAAUGCUAUUUCUCUCUUGUACCCACACCAUUAAAAGCAUACUGUACAAAAGGUUCUCAUUGCUUUUGGAACAUUUCUCUAGCUGCUGCUGCUGCUGCUGCUUCUUUUUUGUAAGAUGGCACAAUUCCUGUAGUUUUUGUUUUGAUUUGUUUGGCUUUUCAGGAAAAAAAGAUGAUAAGCUAGCAAGUAUUUAGAAAUACCUGCUGCAGAAAAUUUUAAAAUGCCUGCAACAGAGGAUUUUGCUUACUGUUGCAAAUCUUCUGAGUUUUCUGUAAAUAGUAGUAAUAGAUAAUACACUAUGAAUGGUAAGGAAUUUUGUCAUGUGUGUUCUCAAAAACAAAUUUGUUUGCAUUAUUCAGUAAAGACCUGGAUUGGGAUCCAAAGAAGUGCUGAAAGUGCAUGCAUGGGGUAGUACUGUGAGUACAGUGGUUCCCAGUUUGAAAGAGAAAAGCUGCUUUUAAAGCAGAACAGGGGCUUAUCUCUUUGGCAUUGUUAUGGCUGGCUGGGCAGUUGUCCCAAAACAUCUGCACCAGUUCUUUGAAUUCUCUCCUUGAUUCUGUUGUUCAGGGACGUGGUGGUGGGGAGAAGUAGCAUGCUAGUGCAGCCAAAAAUGAAUGUAUAUUUCCCCCUUAUCUUCACUACUAUACUUUUAUUGUUGUUUAGAUGUAUCUUACAUCUCCAGUUUAAAUGCAAUCCAGCAGCUGACAAAAAGAGGACAGUUCCUUGCUCCAAGGAGCUUAUAAUCUAAACUUUGCAAGGGCAAGGAGCAGUAGAGGAAGGACGAAAGGGACAAAGAGGCAAGGGCAUCAGACAUUAGGGAGAAGAAGGAAUGAGAAGAUUGUGAGCAAAAAAAUAAAGAUGCUGAUGAGGAUAUAGACUUCAAUUCAAAGCAUGCGAAUUUGAAGGAAGUACCUUUGAAAUCACUGGUGUUCCAGAUAAAUAUAUGGAACUGUUAGUGGUGUUAUCACCAAAUAUGCAUGGAUUACAUACCUCAGAAAUUGUACAGUGGCUUUUAAUAACAUGUUCUUUUUUUUUUGUUUGUUUGCCAGUUACAAAGGCCCAUUGUUAGAAGACGGUGCUCUGACCCAGGCAGCUUCUGGGGGGGCCAGUUCCCCUGAAUAUACUAAACUCUGUGCUUGGCUAGUGUCAGAGUUAAGGCUAUUUUGCAAACUAGAAGAAAAUGUGCAAGCGACUAACAGUGAGUAAUCAUGAGUCUGACACCAUUGAUUUAUUUGUGCCUUUCAUAUUAACUCUGAAAACGUGUGCUGGUAUAGAUGCUUCCAAAACUGAUGUGAUAGGUUUUUCAUAUGCAAGUUGAACUUCUCAGGAAGCUGAAUACUGUGCCCAAUGCCACAUUCUGUUUUUGCCUACAUACUCAUGGAAUCAAUUUUACUAGUUGACUUCCACUAUAUUUCGUACAAGUGAGCUCCCGCCCCCCGUGUUCAUUUGAAGACACUAUUUUUGCCAUUCUGUAUCACCUGAGUUCUUAAUUUUGUUUGAAAUGUUAAUAAUAUUUUUGAGGUUUUUUAAAAAAGGAAAUAGGCUAUUUUAAUAUUCAGCCUUGAAUCUUGAUAACAUGUAUGGAAGCAGUCUCUUCAUAAUGUAACUUUGUUUUAACUCGUGGCAAAGAGUUAAUAGUUGAACCUCUUAAAUGAAAAUGAUCUAUGUCUUAAGGUCCCACUGAAGCCGAUGAGUUCCAGCUUGAAAUGAGUGGGUUACUGGGCGAAAUGAACUGCCCAUAUACAACACUAAUAUCAGGAGACGUCACCAAGCGCCUUCUCAAUCAGAAGAACUGCCUGCUGCUGCUCAGUAAGUUGAAAAUAACAAAAUAUUUUUGUUCCUUUUUGUGCCACUGUGGAGAUAAUUAGGAUACUUGUCCUUUCGCUGAUGCUUCUUAAGAACUUAUGAUACUAUGAUAUUUAGAAAGAGAAUAUAGUCGGAUCUGUUGAAGCUUUGGAUUCAUAUCGUCUGUAUCGUAUUGGAAACUGUCCAAGUAAAAACAACAACCACCAAGCAUUUUUCUCUUUGCUUGUUAUGAACAAACUUUGUCAGCAUUUGAAAGUGAAAAGACAUCUCAUUCAGAAGUGAUGUAGGAAGGAAUAGCAGCUCUCCCCAGCUAUAAGAACCAUCCUGCUCUUGGGAGAGAUCUAGCUCCCCCCCCCCAUUUGUGCUUUCUCUGUGCUGUCUUAGUACAGAGUUGUAAUUGAUAUUUAUGUUAAUAGAAUCAUAGAAUUGGAAGGGACCACAAGAGUCAUCUAGUCCAACCCCUCCCCUUGCAAUGCAGGAAUCUUUUGCCCAGCAUUGCGCUUGAACCCAUAACCCUGAGAUUAAAAGUCUCACACUCUACUAUAUUCUUAUGUAAACUGCUUUGUGAGGUUUCCUUGAAAAGCAGUGUUUAAAUAUCUAAAUAAAUAAAUCACUUUCUACAAAGGCAUGCCAUGCUUGCUUGAGCACUGUUACCCUUAGCAGAUCUGCCAUUUGGUAUUCGGUUUUUUAGAUCCUUGUCUUAUCUGAACCUCACCUCUCAUUCAGUUAACAUAAAUAUGUUAUGGAAUCCAGAAUAGUUUCUUUUAUGUUCACAGCUAACUAAGGCAGAUUUGUUAAAAGGUGCUAAAUUGUAGCUUUUCUUCCUUCAGCAUACCUCAUCUCAGAACUAGAAGCUGCCAGAAUGCUCUGUGUGAAUGCUCCUCCCAAAAAAGCCCAGGAGGGGGGUGGUAGUGAAGUCUUUCAGGAGCUGAAAGGCAUAUGUAUUGCUUUGGGCAUGUCCAAGCCUCCUGCCAACAUAACUAUGUUCCAGUUCUUCAGUGGAAUAGAAAAAAAGGUAAGAACUGAGGGUUUUGAGGUACAUAGGCUUGGAUCCAUGAUUUACAGCUGUCAUCCUACCGCAGUGGAAUGGCAUUCUGAAGAGAGCCUGGCACUCAGAAGUGACUUUUCUGGGAGCAUGAUGGACUAUGGCAAGAAUAGAUAGGUGGGAAAGCUCGAAUGCGUAUAUAGAGCACCGUAAGCAAGCCCUGGGAUCUAAGCUCUCUUAUUCAUUAGGCUUUUGUUUUUAUGUUUACUUAAUAGAUUUAUAUGCUGCUCUUCAGUAAACAUAUUUCAGGGCUGCUUACAAAUAAAACAAUAAGAUACAAAGGAAAAUACAUUGUUUAAAGCAAUGUAUUCGAAAUACUGCAGAUAAAGUAGCAUAAAACGUACAAUGGGUAAAAUUAGGGAGUGAAAAGGCCAGGAAAGGAAAGGUGCUGAAAAGACAUUGGAAUAGGCACCAGGCAAGCCGCCUUGGAGAGAGCAUUCCACUAAUGUAGCCUGCCCAUAGAUAUUAAUGGAGUGAUCAGAAAUUUUAAUGUAGCUAGGGUUGGGCACAAGAACGUCCCCACUGCAAAACAAACAACCGGCCAGUGAGAAUUAAGCAUGCUCAGUGGACAAAGAAUGUUCACUGGCGGGAAUGGAAUGCAGCUCCUGGAACCCUGAGCAGAAGCACUCACUGCAACUUAUUUUUCCCGAGACAUACGGUUAAGAGGCUUUCAUUCUUGAAUUGAGAAUUUUUUUAAAGUUGUCUGUCCUUCCCACAUUAAUAAGAGGUUGUUUACUGAUGUCAUAAUGAUGUUAUUAAAGAAUUGCAGAAGAUUCUUAUUUUAAACCAACACAAUUAUCUGAAAAUUUUAGGAAUGUAUUCUUUUGUGUAGCUUCUAUUAUGUAUGAAGCAUUCAAAUUCCCCUUCCAAAUGCAUAUGUUUGGUGGGGAAGAGAGCAAGCAUUCACUGUACGAUACUGUGCUAUUCUAUACUAACAUAGUAUUUUUUUUAUUACAGUUAAAAGAAACAUUAGCAAAGGUUCCUGCAAAUCAUGUAGGAAAACCUUUACUGUCAAAACCACUGGGUCCAGUUCAUUGGGUAAGUCGUAUGUCUGUAAAACUCUUUUUAUUCUAUCCUUGACUCUUUUUGUUUUAUAUAUUUUCUUUCGUGUACAUUAAGCAAAGCUGUGUGAUGAUUUUUCUCAAGGCCUAGCCAGUUCUGAUCAAGUUCUCAGUUUUACUUAGAGUGAAGCAAAAUGCAUUUGAGAAAAUAGAUUCUUGAUUGUCCCAAGUUCAACACAUUCAAAUUCACAAUUGAUAGUUAGAUCUUGACAUCCCUCAGGAAUGCAGGAUGAGGAACCCCAUAUUUAAGGAUGAUAUUAAACCAUAAUUAAAGAAGCAAUGCAACUUGGGGCAGGGACAGUUCAGCAGUGUGUGAUAUUUAUACACCUAUAAAUAGAAGGUUACAGAGGAUCUGGGUCUUUAGACAUCCUGAUAUGGGGAAGCUUUUACAGUGGUACCUCUAGAUAAGAAUGGGAUCCGUUCCGGAGCCCCGUUCACAUCUAGAAGCAAACGUAACUAGGGACGGCAUGUCUGUGCACGCACACGUCGCUUUUCGCUGCUUCUGCGCAUGCGCAUGGCAUCAUUUUGAGCAUCUGCGCAUGCACAAGUGUCGAAACCCGAAAGUAACACGCUCCGUUACUUCUGGGUUGCCGCGGAGUGCAACUCGAAUGCGCUCAACCCAAAGCGCAUUCAACCUGAGGUAUGACUGUACUCCAAGUUUUCAAUGAUGCUGAGCCAUUGUUUGGCAGGAACUAUAGCCCAUCCUAAAAUUAGUCUUGGCAUCCCCAGUAAAGUUUUUAAGCAGGAGCUGCAGAGGUCCUUUUUCUUAUUCUGCAGCUAAUUACUUAGAACAUUCCAUCUGAUGCUUCUCUUCCUGGCAUUUGUUCUUAAUAUGUAUAGUUGUGUUUAUUUUAUAGAUAAGAAAAUGUAAACCUUGGCCUUCCAUUACAGUCACAGCACUAAUAGGAACAUUGAUAUUAUAGUUCUUCUAGGAAUCAGUGUUAGUUUUAUCAAUUUGCAUUUAAAACUUUUGAAUCUUUAUGGAACUGUUGUGUUCUUGAUUGUCAGCAAGAUGAAGGCUACUUUAAUUCUAGAAUUUUCAAAAUUUUAACAUCUUUGAGGUAGUGCUGGAGGAUACAAUGCUGUCUUCCACUGAGAAACACCAUGGGACUUUUUCCUCUUCUGUUAUUUGCAUAUCAAGUAAAUGUGAAUUGAAUGAUGGAUUAACCACCAAGGUCUGGUCUGCAUGUAACACUUGUGGUUUCAUAAACUGUAGUUGAUCAAGCCAGGAAAAAUUGUUGACUCUUGUACUCUCCCUUAGCUUUCCCGUCUUGCUCAGUGACUUUGACCAUUUGGUCCUGACCUCUUUAAAGUAUGGUUUUCUGUUGCAUCCAAAAUGGGGAGCAGUCAUUUGAUGUUGGUUUACUUGCUAGGAAUCAGACCGUGCUUUAAAAUUGUAAACUAACAUUAAACUGCAAGUCCCCAUUACAGUGGAACCAGGGAACUAUGGUGUUAAGAGACUGGGAUCGAAACCCCCCGAUUAGCAACAUGAUUGGGGAGCACAUGGGCCUGAGAUGCUGUUUCUUGGCUUAGUACGCUAGUACAUUGCACACUAGGAAUGCCUUGGCUGAGAACCAGUGUAAUAUGUGAUAUGCAUUUUUAUUUCAGGAAAAAAUUGAAGCUAUUAAUCAAGCCAUAGCCAAUGAAUAUGAAGUCCGGAGGAAAUUGUUAGUGAAGCGUCUGGAUGUGACUGUCCAGUCGUUUGGCUGGUCAGAUCGAGCAAAGGUACAGUGUACAUUCUGCAACUUACUUUGGCCUUGCAAAGAACUUUUUUUCUCUCUGUUGCCAAAAAACCUCUCUGAUGGCGCUAAUGGGGGUGGAAGUAGCCCAUAAUUUAAUUGACUUGUCUCUGAAUAUACUAAGCACUUUUGUUUAAAGCUUAUAUUUCAUUUGGUAACUCUUUUGUUGACACUUAGGAGUAAAUUUAAUCAUCAGCUGUGUACUUGUGCUAGGGGCAAGUGAAAACUUCCGUGUAGCUCACUGCGUAUCUGCAUUUCACAUGUGUUGCCAGUAGAAGAAUGUCAUCGCGAAAGGAUUAUUACCACUUUGCACUUUUCCGCUUCUAAUUGAACAGUUACCCCAUAGCAUCGCUAAUCAUUUGCUUCGCAAAAUGUACCCCAAUCACUAUAUUACGGUGCCUCAUAAAUAUUUAUUUUGAACCAUUUUUUCUCAGGAGAGCUGUAAAUGGGGGAAACUGCAGUUUUAAAAUGCAGUCUGAACAAGUUUCAGAAAUGCAGAAUGAGAUACAGACUUGGAAAAUGGUUGGCAAAAUAGGUAGAGGAAGAACAAAAUAACAUUGGAGAUAACUUCAAAGCUGGAUUUACACCUUAUUUAUAUAAGCUGGUAUAUUGUCCCAUUAGGCACUUUCCCAUCAGCUCAUACAGCAUUUCUCAUGAAUUGUUAGUCGCCUGCCAUGUGGGCCUUAAUCUGUCCUUGGAGCUGUUGUUUAAAAUGGUAAAUAAUUAAUUUUUAGCUGAAUGUUUGUUUACAUCUGUUGACUCUCUUCUUUUUUGGAUCACAGAGCCAAACAGAGAAAUUGGCUAAAGUCUACCAGCCGAAGCGUGCCACCCUUACUACCAAAUGCGCUAUAUCUGUCGCUCACCUCUUGGCAGCUCGGCAAGACUUGUCAAAGAUUAUGAGGACGAGCAGCGGGUCCAUCAGAGAAAAGACUGCAUGUGCUAUUAAUAAGGUACCUUUGUUACAUUGAUAUAAUUUAGUUCCUACUGUGCUGUGGAUAUUGUUGUUUUUUUAGGUGGUGACCAGUGUAUGCUAGCCCCAAAGUACCCAUGCGAAGUGUUGAUGCUGUGCCUGUUUUCUAAUGCACUGCCACUCCCCUAUAUCUCAUGCUUCCACUGUGUAGUCAUUUAGGUAUCCCAAACAAAGGCCCCACUAUACAAGGACCACCACUACCUCUUCAAGACUAAUUAUUUUCAGAAAUGAAAAAAAUACAGUCAAAGCGUCCGUAGAUUUAAAGCAAAAGAGCAAUAUAUCGCUGAGUCCCAAAAUGUAAAAUCUAUCUGGAAGAUACCUUAUGUCAAUAAGAGAAUAUAUCUAACAGAAAAUUUAAAAAUGAAACGUAAUGGGCAAGGAAGCCCAUUUUUUCUGCAUUCCAGAUGUGGACCAUCUCUGUCCCUAAGCACUGCUAUAAUAAAGGAUUGUAUCUUGAUCUGCUGAAAGAUCCUUCCCACCCCCCUUCUUCAGUACAUCACCUCUGUACACUUCCAUUUCAACUCAUUUUUUAAAAAUACAGUGUUUUCAGAUUAUUAAAUAGUGUUAUAAAUUAUUCAGGUACCAGGCAUGCUUUGUGACUGGCGUGGGUCCAGUUGCAAUCCCAUGGAGAUCUCUGGAUGCCAGGUUGGCGACUGGGAAAAGCAAAAUGUCACUUAGACUCAGGUCCUUAGAGAAGAAUCUGAAAUAUUUUCCUUGAAGUGUGAAUUUGUUUUAUUCUGGAUUGCUUUAUUUGAUGUGUUGUAAACCACUUUUAGAUUUGUUCUUUAAACUAUAAAGUGGUAUAGAAAUGAAAUGAAUAAUAACAUCAAUUGCAGAAAAAGCACCUAGACAUUCCAUUGUGGCACCCAUAACCUAGGUUUAAGGUGCCAUUUGGCGAUUAGCUUAGAUAUCAGAGUUUUUAACACUGUAAGUAGUGCAGUUCUUCCCUUAUGUUAAUUCUUCCAACACAUUGGCUUCUUUUACUUUUAGGUAUUAAUGGGCCGAGUGCCUGACAGAGGUGGCAGACCCAACGAAAUUGAACCUCCUCCUCCCGAAAUGCCACCGUGGCAAAAAAGGCAAGAUGGUCCUCAGCAGCAAAGUGGUGGAGGCAGGGGUGGCAGAGGUGGCUAUGAGUCGUCCUACGGAGGUCGUGGAGGUUAUGAGCAAGGGGGCCACGACCGAGGAGGCCGCGGAGGAUAUGACCAAGGAGGCUAUGACCGUGGCAGCCGCGGAGGGUACGACUCAUCCUACGGAGGCCGUGGAGGCCAUGAACACGGGGGUCAUGAGCGAGGAGGGCGAGGACGUGGUGGCUAUGACUAUGGAGCCAGAGGGGGAGGCAGAGGAGGCAAACCCCAAGGAGGCUGGACUGAUGGUGGAGGAAGUGGCUAUCAAGAUGUCAACUAUAGGGAUAGUAACUACAGAGACGCAAGCUUUCAAACUGGGGGUUAUCACGGUGGUGGCGGCUAUCAAGGAGGUGGCUAUGGUGGUUAUCAAUCUUCAUAUUCAGGAAGCGGAUAUCAAGGUGGUGGCGGCAGCUACCAGCAAGACAACAGAUAUCAAGAUGGGCACUCCAAUGAUCGAGGUGGAGGCCGCGGAGGAGGCCGCGGCCGUGGUCGUGGCGGCCGUGGCGGGCAAGGAGGUGGCUGGGGGGGAGCAAGAGGUGCACAGAACUUUAAUCAAGGGGGGCAGUUUGAGCAGCACUUCCAACAUGGGGGAUAUCAGUACAAUCAGUCUGGAUUUGGACAAGGAAGACACUUCACAAGCUGA